This is a messenger RNA of Xenopus laevis (African clawed frog), 2987 nucleotides long. RefSeq names its product nuclear receptor binding protein 1 S homeolog (gene nrbp1.S). Lineage: Eukaryota; Metazoa; Chordata; Amphibia; Anura; Pipidae. The transcript has 19 exons. The record is from RefSeq and is a predicted model, not a curated record. Gene Ontology annotation, molecular function: ATP binding. Gene Ontology annotation, cellular component: endomembrane system; cytoplasm; lamellipodium. Bases 525 to 2120 code for a protein of 531 amino acids.
CGCUCCGCUGUGAGACGCACUGACACCUUAUUGUUCCGGGUCACAAGCCUCAAACACAAAGCUGACACCGGAAGAAGCUUUAGAAAAACCGAGCUCGUGGCAGCUGUAACCGGCGGCGGAAGGGCCAGAGAGAAGCGCAAUUGACGGAUAUUGUGUCCGCCGGGGGGCGGGGAGUAACUGCCACAGGGAAGUUGCUGUGACUUCGCUCACACUGCCGAACCUCUCAAUUCCGCCUAUCGGUGACUCCCUCGCGCUCGAAGCCGGAUGCUGAUUGGCUGCUGUGGGUGACAGUGGGUUCGGUUGCGCAGAUGGACUCAGGCCCUUCAUGGCGAGGGUUGGUCAUUCCCAGUAAGACACUCGGGAGCGUCACAUCCGGGGACUGAGUAACCCAGGCCGGGGAGUGUGGGCCUAGCACCGGCCUCUCGCUACCGAAGCGCCUAACGCUUGGGAAGGUACGUGCGACAGAUUUGCCGUGGGACAGGGGUGCAGUUCUUCUACGUUCCUGAAGCUACACCCCAGGGACCAUGUCAGAAGGUGAAGGCAAAACUGCCCCCAACACAGGGUCCGACCCCAAGAUGGAAAGUGGGGUCUCUAUGUCCCCACCUGUUAGUGCACCCCCACAGGAGGAGGAAGAGGAGGAGAGUGAAGAUGAGUCCGAUAUCCUGGAGGAGUCUCCUUGUGGCCGCUGGCAAAAGAGACGUGAGGAGGUGAACCAGAGGAAUGUGCCAGGCAUAGACUGUGCUUACCUUGCAAUGGACACUGAGGAAGGAGUGGAGGUUGUCUGGAACGAGGUGCAGUUCUCUGAACGGAAGAACUUUAAAAUGCAGGAGGAAAAAGUGAAAGCCGUGUUCGAUAACCUUAUCCAGCUGGAGCAUGUUAACAUUGUCAAGUUCCACAAGUACUGGGCUGAUGUGAAGGAGAACCGAGCCCGGGUGAUCUUCAUCACAGAGUACAUGUCAUCGGGGAGUCUCAAGCAGUUCCUCAAGAAGACAAAGAAAAACCACAAAAUGAUGAAUGAAAAGGCCUGGAAGAGGUGGUGCACACAGAUUCUCUCCGCUCUCAGUUACCUGCACUCCUGUGACCCACCAAUAAUCCAUGGAAAUCUCACUUGUGACACAAUCUUUAUUCAACACAACGGACUUAUCAAGAUUGGAUCUGUCUUUCAUAGGAUUUUUGCUAAUGUUGCACCGGACACCAUUAACAACCAUGUGAAGACCUGUCGGGAGGAGCAGAAGAACUUGCACUUCUUUGCUCCAGAGUACGGAGAAGUAACUAACGUGACAACUGCGGUGGACAUUUACUCGUUUGGGAUGUGUGCGCUGGAGAUGGCAGUGCUGGAGAUCCAAGGAAACGGAGAGUCCUCGUAUGUUCCCCAGGAGUCUAUAAAUAACGCCAUACAAUUCCUGGAAGAUCCAUUGCAGAGGGAAUUCAUCCAGACGUGCCUUGAAAUGGACCCAAGCAAACGCCCUACAGCUCAUGAGUUGCUGUUCCACCCGGCCCUGUUUGAGGUGCCGUCUCUGAAAUUGCUGGCAGCGCACUGCAUUGUGGGUCACCAACAUAUGAUCGCAGAAAACGCCUUAGAAGAAAUGACUAAAAACCUGGACAUGAGCGCUGUCCUUGCUGAGAUCACACACACAGACCGUGACGGAGUGCGGAUGAUAUUCUCCCAGUCUCCAGCGCUGGAGCUUGACAAGUUCCUGGAAGAUGUCAGAAAUGGAAUUUACCCCCUGACAGCAUUCAGGAUGCCCCGACCUCAGCAGCCCCAGCAGGAAGUGGUGAAAUCUCCUGUGGUUCCUCCAUCCGUAAAGACCCCGACCCCCGAGCCAGCUGAGGUGGAGACGCGCAAGGUGGUGCAGAUGCAGUGUAACAUUGAGUCUGUGGAUGAGGGAGCCAAGCAUCAUCUGACAUUGUUACUGAAACUGGAAGAUAAACUGAACAGACAUCUAAGCUGUGAUCUCCUGCCCAAUGAGAAUAUUCAGGAGCUGGCGGCAGAGCUGGUACAGUUGGGCUUUGUCAGUGAGUGUGACCAGAGCCGACUCAUCUGUUUACUUGAAGACGCAUUUAACAAGUUCUACUUUAGUCGCAAUGGAAACAUGGCGGCCGUCACUGUAUCAUCAUAACUGGAACAAUGGCCUUUAAUUCCAUGUCAGGAGGCAGCCCCCCAUCACAUCAUUCUGUUACAAUGUUCCUCCUGCUGCGCCGGGGGUGGGAGGAGCCGUGUGGACCCCCAGCCUCUGCUUUGCAUUCCCUCCUGUGCUGGGGGGCUGCCUGUACCCCAAUACAACCACACAGUGCAACUGCCCAAUAAGAGUUACACCCCCUUAUGGGCUGGUAAGAGACUGCUCAUGUCCUUAUUGCAGGAGAGAGAGGUCUGUCCAUUGCAUGAGUUUACAAUGAAACUCCCUGCAGCUGCCCUUGCACCCUGGUUAUAACUCCCUGCAUCCCCUGGCACCCAUAGGGCAUCACUUGUGCAACAUUCUAAUCUCUCUAAUGAGUCCCAUCCAGUUCCUUCAUCCAUGCUGUGUCUCCUACCCCUUCCAACUGAGCCUGCGGGGAGUUACUGAGCCUGGGGGAGGGGCACUUGCUGUAUAGUGAUGUUCUCUGUGCUCUGCCUUUCCCUGGCACUACUAUACAUGGCACUAGCCACACACAUGCCACCUCUCUGACAUUCUGGAGCUGCUCGUAGCCAAUUACAGACAAGUACAAGUUGCACACGUGUGACCCCCCCGUCCCAUUGGGCAGAAGAGAGCCCACUGUACCCGGCAAGUAGCCCCACUCAUUUGUUUAUGGUUUACUAGCAAUGUCACUGGCAGACUGGCCUAUAGAGUGUCACUGAUGUGUCCUAGCGUUUACUCUGCAGGGGGCCACACACAGGAAGGUCCCAGUCAUAUGGGGGCCCCUCUCCUCUUGUCACAUGUUUAUUUGUAACAAAUAUUUGACUUUAUUUUCUCUGUAAAUAAAACUUGGUUUGUUGUAUUAAACUCUCA